AUGCAUCAUGUUGACAAGGAUGGACAGGACAAAAAUAUGGUGACUGAAAUUGUCAUUGAAGAAGACAACUCAGAAGGGAGUGAAAAGAGUGACUAUAAAGAUUCAGAAAUAUGGACGAUGACACCUCAGCAAUCCGCUGACUUAAAGGCGCUUCAUGAAUCUAUUCAGCUUGGUACUGCUGGUAUAGAAGAGGAGGAAACGGAAAAUCAGAGAAAUAAUGAACAUAUCACGGAUAAUACCCAUACGGCAGAGACCAUAUCCUCUGUUCAAUCACAGCCAGCAUCUUUUUCUAUAUCAACACAGACCUCAACAGCAACAGCGACAACAACAACAACAACAAACAUUGAAGAUACACGACCGGCUGUUGGUACUGAAGAGUGGCAUCGUAGGCGUCGUGAGAGUCACAAAUUGGUAGAACGUAAGCGGCGUGAGGCGAUUAAUGAAGGGAUCAAUGAGAUUGCACGUAUUGUGCCAGGCUGUGAGAAGAAUAAAGGAUCAAUCCUUACUAGAGCCGCAACCUACAUCAAACAGCUAAAGGAUGAACAAGUGUCAUUAAUGGAAAAGGCAUCACUUGAGAAGCUCUUAUCAGAACAGGCCAUCACUCAUCUGAAGCAGCAAUUGGCCACCGUAAAAGAGCAGAUGGAAAAAUUAUCACAAGAAUCACAGAGCUUAAAGAAUGAACUCGAAUCAACAAGAUCUGAAAACAGUUACCUCAAAAGACGACUGGAGGCUGUUGAAGCUCGUGAGGAUUCAAGGUCACCAGGCCCUUCCGUCAAAAAAUUAAAGACCGAAGAUGGCAGUGACGAAGAAAAAUGA
Rhizopus microsporus ATCC 52813 is the source of this 816-nucleotide messenger RNA. RefSeq lists its product as uncharacterized. Bases 1 to 816 code for a protein of 271 amino acids. The record is from RefSeq and is a predicted model, not a curated record. Gene Ontology annotation, molecular function: DNA-binding transcription factor activity; protein dimerization activity. Gene Ontology annotation, cellular component: nucleus. NCBI's taxonomy places the organism in Eukaryota, Fungi, Mucoromycota, Mucoromycetes, Mucorales, Rhizopodaceae. The transcript has 2 exons.